Nelumbo nucifera (sacred lotus) is the source of this 2541-nucleotide messenger RNA. RefSeq names its product putative boron transporter 7. Lineage: Eukaryota; Viridiplantae; Streptophyta; Magnoliopsida; Proteales; Nelumbonaceae. Gene Ontology annotation, cellular component: plasma membrane. The record is from RefSeq and is a predicted model, not a curated record. Gene Ontology annotation, biological process: transmembrane transport; monoatomic ion homeostasis; monoatomic anion transport. Gene Ontology annotation, molecular function: solute:inorganic anion antiporter activity.
CACGAAGCUCUUUUCUUUCUCUUCCAGGCAAACUCUUUCCCGCUUAACAUCUCACAUUUCCGGCGACUUUUAGCUUCUCCUAACGUUUUCGUUUCAGGGAACCUGAAAAUUUCUCCGGCUGGUUUUCUUUUCCUUUUCUUUCUCUUAUCAUGAGCGUCGCCUAGCCAGAACCAGAGGACAUUUGCUUCUCCUUUCUUGCUCACAGACACGGCGAGCCUGCUAUCAGAGGUCUCGCAAUGAAUGAAUUCAAAACUCCACUCAAAGGGAUUAUUAAAGAUGUCAAAGGAAGGGCACCAUGCUAUAAGCAAGAUUGGACUAAUGGGUUUUCUUCUGGCAUCAGGAUAUUGGCUCCAACUACCUAUAUUUUCUUUGCUUCGGCUCUUCCAGUUAUUGCCUUUGGGGAGCAAAUGAGCAGAGAAACAGAUGGAAGUUUGAGCACAGUGGAAACAUUAGCUUCUACAGCUAUUUGUGGUAUCAUACACGCGGUAUUCGGUGGUCAGCCUCUGCUAAUACUAGGAGUCGCAGAACCCACUGUUAUAAUGUACACUUAUCUGUACAGUUUCAGUAAAGGAAGGUCGGAUUUGGGAAAGGAGCUUUACUUGGCCUGGGCUGGAUGGGUUUGCAUCUGGACAGCGCUGUUGUUGUUUCUUCUUGCCGUAUUCAAUGCUUGCGCGAUCAUCACCAGAUUUACAAGGGUUGCAGGGGAACUUUUUGGGAUGUUAAUAACUGUUCUUUUCUUUCAAGAGGCCAUCAAGGGGUUGGUGAGUGAAUUCCAAAUUCCAAAAGAUGAAGACCCUACCGAAGAAAAAUAUCAUUUCCAGUGGCGGUAUACAAAUGGGUUGCUGGGGAUCGUGUUCUCCUUUGGCGUACUCUUCACUGCUUUAAAAAGCAGAAGGGCAAGAGCAUGGCUAUAUGGAACAGGGCCUUUUAGAAGCUUCAUUGCGGAUUAUGGGGUUCCUUUGAUGGUCUUGAUAUGGACAGCAUUGUCAUUCAGCGUUCCAAGCAGAGUCCCCUCUGGAGUUCCCAGGAGGCUCUUUGCUCCUCUUCCCUGGGAACCAGCGUCAUUAUACCAUUGGACAGUAAUGGAGGAUAUGUGGAAGGUCCCACCGGUGUAUAUUUUUGCUGCAAUUAUACCGGCUGUGAUGAUAGCAGGUCUAUACUUUUUUGACCAUAGUGUUGCGGCACAGAUGGCGCAGCAAAAAGAGUUCAAUCUCAAGAAUCCUUCCGCUUAUCAUUAUGACCUUUUAUUGCUUGGGUUCAUGGUUCUAUUGUGUGGAUUGAUUGGAUUACCCCCUUCAAAUGGAGUCCUUCCACAAUCCCCCAUGCACACCAAGAGCCUAGCUGUUCUCAAGAGGCAGAUGAUUCGAAAGAAGAUGGUGGAGAAUGUCAAAGAGUGCAUGAAACACCAAGCUAGCACCUCAGAGAUUUAUGGGAGAAUGCAAGAAGUGUUCAUACAAAUGGACAGACCUCCUGAAACUGCAUCAGUGAAAAAGGAGCUGAAGGGCUUGAAGGAGGCAGUGAUGAGAAGCCAAAGCACUGGGGGAGAUGACAAGGAUAAAUUUGAUCCCGAGAAGCAUAUUGAGGCCUACUUGCCUGUUCGAGUUAAUGAGCAGAGAGUGAGCAAUCUUUUACAAUCCGUCCUCGUAGGGGUAUCUGUAUUUGCGAUGCCCAUAAUCAGAGCCAUACCCACAUCAGUUCUUUGGGGAUACUUUGCCUACAUGGCUAUUGACAGCCUCCCAGGGAACCAGUUCUGGGAACGGAUAUUACUGCUCUUCGUUACUCCUCGCCGGCGAUUCAAGGUUCUGGAAAGGGACCAUGCUUCCUUCGUGGAGUCGGUACCGUUCAAGAUCAUUGCGAAAUUUACAAUCUUCCAGUUUGUAUAUCUUCUGAUAUGCUUCGGGUUGACAUGGAUACCGAUUGCUGGAAUACUGUUCCCAUUGCCAUUCUUUCUGCUCAUAAGCAUAAGAGAGCACAUCCUUCCCAAGAUGUUUCAGUCAGAUCACCUGUGGGAAUUAGAUGCGGCUGAGUACGAGGAAGUUGAUGGUACUCCUUCCCGAGGUCGCGGCACCCUCUCAAUCAAGGAAAUGGAGGGAUCUUUAUGCGUGGACAGUGAACGAGAAGUAUGCGAUGCAGAGAUACUGGAUGAACUCACCACCAGUAGAGGGGAACUGAAACUUAGAACUAAAAGCUUCAAAGAAACCAGAUUAACCCUGAAAGUGGCCGAUGAUGAAAGUGAAAGUAGUGAUAGUGAUAGUGAUCAAUGAUGAAGAUGGCAAGGACGGAAAUGAUAUCCCAUCAUAAAGUUGGAAUAACUUCAUCUUCUAUUGAUACAGAAGAGAGGGAAGGAAGCAGCAAAUGGGAAUAGGUUGCUGCUGCUGUUCUUUUUUUUGUUUUUCUUUAGGUAUAAGUCCAAAUUUAAAGAGAGGACGUGAUUGGGCUUGUGAAGGAGUUUAGAUUCAGAUAUCUUGCAUUUGGUAUUGGAAUGAAGCACUGGCCCUUGUUUAAUUCUUGUUAUGAUGAGUAAUUGUAUUAUAUAUGAAA